GAUAGGACUUCUACUUUCUGAACCGUGAUGUCAGCCUCUGGUGGUGGGUGAUUACUGAGGUGCGUGCGCACCGGAGAUCUCAAAUGCAGCGCGCGCGGAAAUAAGUGUGCACGGUGGUAGGCUACAGUACAUACUUAUUUUAUCUCAGCUGACCUCAGGGGGCUGAAGAUAUUCGUGGGAACUUGGCUUGACGGGUCCGCGAACCUGCGUCCAAUUAGUGUAGAUUCUCCUCCCCUGCAACUGGUGUCCUCCACCUUGUCUAUUGUGGAUCAUGGCACAGCCGCGUCGAAUCCAGUUCACCACCCUGUCCGAUAAUGUUCCUCUACCUGCGGCUCCCGCACCAAAGCUGCCCGAUAAAGAGUCCAACCCGGAGACGACCGUUGUUGAGACGGUGGCAACCGUCCGUUUCAAGCUGCAGCUAUUUCCAUCCAACGAACAUCGCUGCCCAGAGUUCUGCUAUCCGGAGUUGGUCAAGGCCCAUGAAACGCAGGCACGACCUAAAACUUUGGAAGAGGUGGACGCAGAAAGCGAGAGAAAUGAACUUGAGGCUCUGGCAAAAAAGUUUGAAGCCAAAUAUGGAGGGCCUGACAAACCGAGAAGGGACCGCAUGUCGGACUUGGUGGACAUUGGUGACGGCUAUGAUGAUGAGGACUCAUUUAUUGAUAACUCUGAGGCGUAUGAUGAGUUUGUGCCAUCGUCUCUCACCACGGAACAUGGUGGCUUCUACAUCAACUGUGGCACACUCCAGUUCCGCAAAUUAUCUGGCUCUGACGGAGACCCAGAGGAACCCAAUAUACCUAUAAAGAAGCGAAAGCUGAAAGAUGGAGGUGAAAAGUUGACCAAAAAAAAGAAGCUGGAGGAGGCGACCACUGAAGCGAAACUCCCAAACAUCACUAUGGAGUGCAUUAAACAUUCCCCCCUCAUGCAAGAGUCUGUCCUCCCUGAGGAUCUCCCCACCUCCUCUGAGCCGAUGCUCUCGGAGGGGCGUCCUCCCCCCCAGAAGAAGCCCAGGCGCCCUCGGACAGGGCUGUUGAGUCUGGACAGCGUCCUCCGCAAGCUUCAGCAGGAGAAGCUUCAGGAGUUCCAUUUUGACAGACCUCUCAUUGCCCCGCCCCCCACUCCACUGGAGUUCUCCCCACCCCCAACUAGUGGGGCCAAUCACAGCACUCCACCGCCCCCAUUGGCCAAUCAGAUUACUUUAUCUACUGGGGUAAAUGGUCAAAACACACCACCAACAGAUUUGGCCAAACAGAGCACAGGGCCCAGCGUUGACCUGCCUGUGUCUGACUGCAACCAGAAGCUUCUGUCCACACCCCCUCGUGGUCUUCCCUCACCUCUCAGGGCGAGCAUCAGGGAGCUCACACUGGCUGCCAAGGUCUCUGAGGGGGAGAGCAAACUGAAGUUCUUCACUCAGAAAGUCAACAGCAUACUGCUGGAUGUGGAAGUGCGGAGCAGAGAGUUGGGUCCUGCAGUACGUUCACGUGUCUUCACACACCUGUCCACUCACCUGCCUUUCAGCAAAGACACGCUCCUGAAGAGGGCCCGCAAGCUCGUACUGAAGCCACAGAUUGGGAGUCUCCCGGAAGCCCUCCACAAACUCAAGGAGGCCAUUGCCAUGACGAUGCCUGAGCAAAUUGCCUGUUUCCAGGAAGACCGUCAGGCUUUUGUUUCCACCCAAAGCACCAAAGCUCAUCAUGAGGGCCAAGGGAGUGAGAUGGAACACGGGAAAGUAGGACCUGAAGAAGAGAUGUGUGCUGGGAAGGGAAUGACCUCACCACAGAAGUGGUUCCAUUGGAAUGAUGAGCUGAGGGCUCUCUUGUGCGAAGUUGUCCGGAUUAAGCUGAGUUUUCAUGAACAGGAGAAGGAACAACAGCCAGACCCUGAGGAAUACCUGAGGAGCUUUCUGAAGAGCGAGGUGAGGCCGCUGUGGCCUAAAGGUUGGAUGCUCACCAGCAUUCUACUGAAAGAGACUCACAAAGCCCAUCUUAACCCCACCAGCAUCAGACGAAACAAAUCAGUCACAAACACCAAACUAAAGAAAUCCAAAGAGGAAGUUGUCAGGCCCUCCCCUCCACUCAUCAUCCCCUUGUCCUCUGUGGGCGGGGCAGACCCAGAUCCCUCCCCCUCUCUGGCCGUCGUGUGUCAGGAGCUGAAUGCCCUCAGUGGCGACAUGAGGCGACGCAUCCAAGAGCUCCAUCUACCUCCAGCACAGGGGCACCCAGCAGCCCCCUCACCCCAGCUGACGAAGCCCCUGCUAGGCAUGACCUGCCGGGACCCCAGCCUCGUCUUCCGGCCUGUGGAGCCCCAGCGGCCUGUGGAGCCCCAGCAGCCCCUGGGCCCAAGCCUGUCCCCUCCCCCAGGCCAGGCAGCAGAGUCCGAGGGGGCCGUGGGAGCCCAGGUGUGCCCCCACUCAGGUGCAGCCUCACUAGGGGCACUGCAGGCAUCGUUCCCCCAGGCCAAGCUCCCUCCGGCUUGGGACGGUCCUCAUAAGGGUAUCAAUCAGACCAUGCUCUCCUGUUCUCUUAAGGACGGAAGUCCAGAGCCACACACCAGCCUUCUUUCAGAAGGAGUCCAGCACAAUGUCUCUCAUGGUGGAGGCAAGAAUCCUCCAAAGGGGCUGAAGACACUUCAGUGAGUGAGAGAUCAGUGUGCGUGCACACACAAGCGCACUCACACAUUGCUCAUUCACACUAACCUAAGAGGCACCUUUGUGUCAUCUCUUUGGAAAUGGAUACUUGUGUUCUAAAUACCACUGAGUGAAGCUGUCUAUGCUGUUAAUCCCAAGCAUAUGAUGGCACGCUUUCUGCUCUUAACGACUCCUAAUAGCAAGAGGGGUUGUGGGAGUGUGUGGUCUUACAAAUCAGUCUUGAUCCUUUGUGUCCUGUGUAAAAAAGGGACAGAGCUAUGACAUUUUAGGCCUAAGGGCUCAAAUCCACAUAAGACGGGUGUUUCAUAUAGUUCUUGAUGUAGUCUUGGAUUGUUUUGGCCAAAGUGGAUCAGUGAGUUCUGGCACUGGUGGGUUAUGCUCUGACAUCCUAAAGACAGAAUCUUCUGCAUGUGUG
Molecule: messenger RNA, 3062 nt
Organism: Sardina pilchardus (European sardine)
Lineage: Eukaryota; Metazoa; Chordata; Actinopteri; Clupeiformes; Clupeidae
Product: ubinuclein-1-like
Exons: 15
Coding region: 272-2635 (787 amino acids)
Biological process (GO): chromatin organization
Cellular component (GO): nucleus
Source: RefSeq, a predicted model, not a curated record